AUGAGCUUUAUAUUACGGCCUCGCGCCGUAGUAGGGAGGGGUAGGGUCUGUGCAGGGCUUCUGGGUUUCCUCUGUCUAAGCGAAUCCUCACCCCAAGAGCCGGAUCAGGCCGGGGAUGUAACACCAGGCAAAGAGUACUCAGGGAGAUGCCAAGGGGAGCUGAACCCUUCUUACAUUCCUCCCCCCUCGAGUGAACGUCCUCGGGCGCCCCCGGGCAUAUCCCAUAGGAUUAUGGUUGUUUUAGAUCUCGUAGGAUUGUGA
Messenger RNA from Volvox carteri f. nagariensis, 261 nucleotides. RefSeq lists its product as uncharacterized. NCBI's taxonomy places the organism in Eukaryota, Viridiplantae, Chlorophyta, Chlorophyceae, Chlamydomonadales, Volvocaceae. The record is from RefSeq and is a predicted model, not a curated record. Bases 1 to 261 code for a protein of 86 amino acids. The transcript has a single exon.